AUGUCUGCUUCAUUCAAUUCGCCCCUCCGACGCCGUCCACUAGCAUGUAUGCGAUGCCGGCGGCGAAAAGUCCGGUGCGACGGAGGCACACCCGCGUGUUCGAAUUGCGCCCGAGCCGGAGUGGAAUGUUUCGAAGGAACUCCCGGAUCAGCGGUCUCUAAGAGUCGACUGCAGUAUCUGGAGAAUCGCGUGCGAGAACUGGAGGCCCGCGAAGAGACCGAGACGUCGGCAAAUAUCCGAGCACAGUCGACACCAUGGCGCCAAGAACAGCACCACCACGCCUCUCCCACACGUCUCCCACAACAAGGUGUCCACUCCCUAGGUCCUACGAGGACUAUUCAUCCGGUUGAUGUUCAGUCACCUCUGAGUCGGACGGCACAAACAGACGAUACGUCUGGGGCCUCCCCGGCGGUCUCGUCCUCUAGUCGAAUCACUCGGGACCAACCGCUGGCCCACGAAGUGGGAUUACUCUCUUUGACCAACGCCAGCGAUCCCAAGUAUUUGGGUCCGUCAUCCGGAGUCACUUUUGCUCGUCUGAUCUACGAGAGCGUACCCCAAUCGCAAGGACUGCCAUUGGCCUACUCGCGACAGAAUGAUCAGGAUCAAGGGCUAAACGACCCAGGUCAGUGUCCUGUGCUAUGCGAAGCCUUGCAGGUCGACCUGCCUUCCAUGGCAGAGUGUCAGCAGUAUGCCGAGAUGUAUUUUGCUGCGUCGACAUUCUACCCUUUCAUAUCCCAGGGUGUUUUCUAUACCCUUCUCGGGCAGGUGUUUCACCUCAGCAAGACGUCGACCUGGGAGAGUAGACUCCCAGUGAAGCUAGCGCUGGCUCAGGUAUUCCUGGUCCUUUCUCUCGGUGCAAGGUCUCUUGAAAUCAAGCUAUCUGGAACCUUUGGCUCUCGGGAGUUAUUUACGACUGGGAUGUCUUACGGCACGCAGAUCAAGCUUCAUGAUAGCAUUGAGGGAGUGCAGAUUCUGUUGCUACUGGUGCAACAUAGCUUUUAUAGCCCGGAGGGCCUUAAUGCGUGGUAUCUAUUGCAUACUAUACUCGCAAGCUGUCUUGACCUUGGCCUACAACGCCGUGAUAAUAGUAGUAAGGAGAAUGAGUCUCCCUACCAGCGCAAUAUACGGCAUCUGCGAAGUGCGAUCUUCUGGUCAGCAUACUCCAUGGAUCGAACCCUGACUACGAUACUCGGUCGCCCACUCACAUUGCGAGAUGAAGCGAUUGAUAGGGAGUUCCCUGGAUUCGACAGCAACGAUGAAGUCGAAGAAGCGGCCACAUACUGGGAUCGGAAUCCUAACUCUCAAGAAGAAGCACCGAUCUCGAGAAGGGCCCCAACCUCGUACAUUGCCUGCAUCUACUCACUGCGCUUUGACCGGAUUGUCGCAGAGAUUAAGCUAAUGCUGUACCGAGUAUCCCGGUCACCUAGUCGGUUUCCUUGGCCGGCAGACGUAGGUGCAUGGCAACGGGAAGCACAAAGAGCUUGCGUUGCUCUACUGCAAGAGGUGCAAGAUCAACAACCGGGCCGUCUGCAGAGUGGUUCCAGCCCGCUAUCUGGGGUUGCCGUUCAACGACUGGAACUCAAAUAUCACCAAUGCAUUAUGCUUCUCUAUCGUCCGAGUCCGCAGAUGCCUCGUCCUAGCCUAGAUGCCGUCCAAGAGUGCUUCACCAGCGCCAUGGAGAUUAUCGCCAUCUAUGCUGACCUGCAUCGAUUUUUGAAUAUGGAAUGCUCAUGGCUGUCCGCGCAUUCUAUAUUCGUGGCUUCAAUUACAGUGCUUUAUUGCGUCUGGACAUACCCGGUGGUCCGCGGCACAACACCCAUGGAUGUCUGUCUGAAGCGAGCGGAAUUAGCACUCCAGUUACUUUCAUUCCUGGGACAGACGUGGACCGUGGCACAAGAGGCCGGCCAGAAGUUAGCGAAGCUGAUUAAAUCUACUAGUGAGGCAUACGAUGUUUUGACCGGCGCUCCUGUUGAUCCUCAAUCACUCGAUAAUAAUGUCUGGACUGGUAAUGAUUCGACGGGAUUCGCGCAAAGACCAAACGCAGACAGAACGUAUUCGAACCAAGAGGGGUCUGCUACGAACGCACCACCUGCUGAUGGGAAGAGCUUUCUAAUCGAUGAGCUUGGAAUCCUGCGCGAUCUUUUUGAUCUCGGGUGGUUAGAUGACGUGCCCGAUGGGAACCAAUCAUUCUUUGGACUUCAGACGGAUAUGGCAUGA
Molecule: messenger RNA, 2217 nt
Organism: Aspergillus oryzae RIB40
Lineage: Eukaryota; Fungi; Ascomycota; Eurotiomycetes; Eurotiales; Aspergillaceae
Exons: 3
Coding region: 1-2217 (738 amino acids)
Biological process (GO): positive regulation of transcription by RNA polymerase II; DNA-templated transcription
Molecular function (GO): sequence-specific DNA binding; zinc ion binding; DNA-binding transcription factor activity, RNA polymerase II-specific
Source: RefSeq, a predicted model, not a curated record